AUGGAGGUCUGGGGAAGGAAUGGCCAGCACCAUGUCUGGCUGCAAAGGCGGCAAGAAGAAGCCCCUGAAACAGCCCAAGAAGUAGACCAAGGAAAUGGUCAAGGAAAUAAGCAAAGACUGGCUUCAGCAAGACUCGGGGGAAACCCAGGGACCCCAGCGAAGGUCCAAAAGCCCGAGGCCAGAGGUCCGCACCAGCCGGGCGCCUCCCGGGCACUGGGGCACCAACCACUCCAGGGACCCGGGAGCGAGGAUUCGCUCGCUGCCCUCACCGCCCUCCUGCCAGGGCCGCCAGCUAGCCUGCUCCCCGCAGCCUCUCCGCCCCAGGCCGGGCCCCCGCGAGGCUACGCUUCCCGUCAACUCCCCGCCCCGCGCGGCCCCCUCCCCGCCUCGGCACCGCCCCCGCGUGCCCCUGGGCGGCCUGUGAUUGGCCUGACCGCGCCGUCACUCUCCGGCCGCGUCACCGCCCUCGUUUCCGACCGCGGGGAGCCCGGCAGUGGCACUCGUGCCGGCGGGGCCGCGGCGGAGGGCACCGUGCCGCUUGCUCGCCCGCGCACCGCCCACCUGAGCUGCGAGGAGGCGGCGCCGCGCGCUCCGCCGCCGCCCGGGGAGGACAGUCAGCCGGUCCCAGCUCCGACGUGGGCAGCGGGCGAAGUUGACCAGCCCCCCGAGCAACGCUGCACCCAGGUGCCCAGCGCUGCGCUGCCCACUCCAGGAGGUGACCGCGCGCGGCCCUGUCCCAGGUGUGCGCCGGACAUCCCGCCCCUUUGGGGACCCAAAAACUUCGCCCCAACUCCAGAGAGUGGGUUCGGAGGGCGGUGCCCGCAGCUGGACUUGGGGGGCUGCAGCCAGUGGCCUGCCGCGCGUGCCUGCUUGCCCACGGAGUCGCCCCUGGGAGGAGAUCCAGAGGGGGCUCGCUUCCCCUGGGGGGACCUGCAGCCCAGUUGCAGGGUCUGGACGGCCUGGAUGCGCGAGAUUCUGACCCGCAGCCGCUGA
Messenger RNA from Elephantulus edwardii (Cape elephant shrew), 993 nucleotides. RefSeq names its product basic proline-rich protein-like. The transcript has 4 exons. The record is from RefSeq and is a predicted model, not a curated record. The coding region runs from base 1 to 993 and encodes 330 amino acids. Lineage: Eukaryota; Metazoa; Chordata; Mammalia; Macroscelidea; Macroscelididae.